UCAGUGCUUUACGGGAUCAUUUUCAACUUCAACUGGGGAUGUCCCAAAGAUCCAAAUUAGCAAGGAUCAUAUAUUAAGGACGGGCUUUGGUUAGCCAAUUUCUGACGUAAAAGCAGGAUGCCAGUAUACAUCAGAAAAGGGCCUGCAGAUAUCCCCGAGCCCCCCGACAGCGGCCACGGUGAUGACGAGGAGGAGUUGUUCCUGAGUGACCCUGAUCAACUCCAGGACCAGCUCCCCCAGCCGUUCAGAAUGAUAGACAAGGUCCUGGACAGACUUGUAGACAGGGCAUGGGACUUCAUCUCACAGAGAGAAACUGUCAGGGUCACAGAGCAAGCUAUUAAAACUAUACCCAUUAUGCAGGUCUCAGGGGACGUAAAGCUCCCUGUGAGGACCAACUGCGUGGCCUGCUCUGAGGAUGGCAGGUACAUCUUCCUGGGUCACCCCCACGGCCUGUCUGUUAUGGCUCAGCCCCAGGGUAUCACCACCUCCUCCUCUUCCUCUCCCUACUGUGUGCCAGUAUGGCAGGAGGACCAGGUAGAGAUCACCUCUCUUCAGAUCACCUGUCUGGGGGAGAUGGUCUACCUGCUGGCAUCCCUGGAUGAUAUGGGUGUUGCCAGACUGUUUGCUUAUUACUCAGAAACCAGCCACCUGAUAAAAGUCAUGAAUGAAACAGAUGACCUCAACCAGAGAAGUGUCUGUGUGAAGUUUGAACUGUCCAGAGGAGGAGACUACGGAGCUGCCACCAUCAGCUGUAAUGGUUGUCAGUGUUUAGAGGUGUACAGAUUCCCUAAAGACUCCUGGCUGAAAGAGCUGUCCCAGCAUGCACCUGGAGUAGGAGAUACAGGCAAACUGUCUCCUGUCGCCAUGCUGAUGAAGAUCAAACCACCUAAACCUCACACAGGCUCUACCAUGAAGAGUCCAUUUGAGGUGUUGCAGAAGACCGAGGAUGGCAAUGUGAUUGGCUCAGGACAGAACCACAUGAUCAGCAGUCGCCAAUGGGAGGACCAGGACGCUGUGUUUAAGUCUGUAUACAGGAAGUACAUGGUUACUAACCCCAGCAACACUACAGACCCAGAGGACAGACCCAGCUGUGUGACCAGUCACUUCCUGCUUCCUGGAGGUCUGUUUCCUGUCCUGGGAGGAGUUAAGCCUCAGACAGGAGUGGCUGUAGCUGUGUGUCUGUGGUGGAGUGGCAGACACAAUCUGCUGCACUACUUACUGUGUAAAGCUCCCAGAGACAAACCAGACCCGGAGCCCAAGCCUGAUGCGUUGUGGCCUAAUGCCCAGGAGAUCCUGUGUUCUGCUGUUAGCAGCUGUACUAGACACAUAACUCUGGGACUGGUUACUGGACUGGUCACUGUCUGGGACAGACACUUAGGUCUUCCUCUGUCUGUUGUCUCAGUGGAAGCAGACUGCGUGUUCAGCAGCAUAAUAUUUGUGGAUUACUGGCCUAGUACGGCUACUGAGGAUGCCCUACACAGCCAGGGUCCGAACCACAGCAGCACACAGGUCCAUCUACUGGUCACCUGUAAGAGUGGAGCAUGUCAUCUAGUCCACGCAGGAAGAGGACUGGACUCUCAUAAUGUCACACAACUAUCAGAAAGACCAUCAGAUCCAGGCUGUUUCCCUGUGGUGACUGCUGCUGUUCCGUUCCUCCAGCGCCUGGCUCUGAUCAUGCAGAGGAAUGGGAAGAUCCUCCUCCAAGACAUGGUAGACAGGAGAGUAGUGUGCUGCUUCUCCCUCCCAGACACUCAUCUCCUGGCCAAUCCCUGGAAUCCUGUGUUUCUACUGGACCCCACGCAGCAGUCUCUGCUCAUACCAGGUGAUCAGUGUCCCGGUCCUGGCAGUGGGGAGGAGGGGGAGGACAGAGGGAGUCGACUCUUUGUGUUCCGUCUCCGAGAUGCUGCUGUCGUCAAGCCGUACAGACACGAAUAUGUCGGCAGAGCAUCAUCACCCCAGGGCCAAUCAGGGACAGGCACCUCUAACUUGGAGGAAACAUGCAACCUCUAUUUCCAACAAAGGGUUCAAUCUGUGGAGGAGAGAAACAAAGUCAUGACUGAGACAUGGAACCAGCUCCAAGAGCAUGCCGCCAUGGUGCUCUAACAGAACCAGCUCCAAGAGCAUGCCGCCAUGGUGCUCUAA
Messenger RNA from Oncorhynchus nerka (sockeye salmon), 2142 nucleotides. RefSeq names its product WD repeat domain 93 (gene wdr93). Lineage: Eukaryota; Metazoa; Chordata; Actinopteri; Salmoniformes; Salmonidae. The transcript has 15 exons. The record is from RefSeq and is a predicted model, not a curated record. Gene Ontology annotation, biological process: electron transport chain.